CCCAUUUCCUGCUCCAGGGGAAGGCCGAGUGCCAUUUCUUCAACGGGACGCAGCGGGUGCGGUUCCUGGACAGGGAGAUCUACGACCGGCAGGAGAUCAGGUACUUCGACAGCGAUCUCGGGAAAUACGUGGCCGUCACUCCGUUGGGGCAGCCCGCUGUGGACAAGUGGAACAGCGAUAAGGCCAUCAUGCAGUUCCAGAAGGCCUCCGUGGAUUCCUUCUGCCGAUACAACUACGAGGUUGCCCAGAGCAAUUCCGUGGUUGGCCGGAGAGCCAAGCCCACCGUCUCCAUCUCC
This is a messenger RNA of Protobothrops mucrosquamatus (brown spotted pit viper), 296 nucleotides long. Its product is annotated as H-2 class II histocompatibility antigen, I-E beta chain-like. The transcript is spliced from 2 exons. Gene Ontology annotation, cellular component: membrane; MHC class II protein complex. Lineage: Eukaryota; Metazoa; Chordata; Lepidosauria; Squamata; Viperidae. The annotation marks the transcript as partial. Gene Ontology annotation, biological process: antigen processing and presentation; immune response. The record is from RefSeq and is a predicted model, not a curated record.